Messenger RNA from Penicillium chermesinum, 1464 nucleotides. RefSeq lists its product as uncharacterized. Bases 1 to 1464 code for a protein of 487 amino acids. The transcript is spliced from 3 exons. NCBI's taxonomy places the organism in Eukaryota, Fungi, Ascomycota, Eurotiomycetes, Eurotiales, Aspergillaceae. The record is from RefSeq and is a predicted model, not a curated record.
AUGGCAGCGCUUGGUCUGCUCCCAAGUCCUUCCAUGACCGAAUCGCGACCCGCAAGCACAGGACCCGAGUCGACUUUUUUGAAACGUUCUAAAGUUCCAAGCGACGAGAAGGAAGUUGUGACGCCGGAAAUGGUGGAGGAGAUUACAAAAAGCGUGAAUCAUUCUGGUAGCACCGACAAUAUCAAGAAACAAGACAGAACACCCGAGAUACCGAGUGAAUCUUCAGGCUACGAAGAAGUGACUUUGGAAUCUCAGAAAAGGCCAACGCCGCCUGUUACGAAUGUCCAAGAGGCUCACUCUAAUCUAAUUCGGCAUUGCGAAGCGAAUGAAUUAGAGACGGCUGCCAACUUUCAAGAAAAUGAUGCGACCCCAGACGCCACCUACCAGGCAAUUCCCCGAGACCUCAACGGCCCAGGACAGCAACUGUCUCAAGCGAAGCAAGUUGGAUAUCCAGCAACCUGGCUUACUGACAUCCCUAAUCCUCUUCUAAAGAGAUUUGCCGUCGCAAGUAAACCGAAAUUGGUCGAUAUUGCACCCCAUUCUUCACCAUCACUACCUGCACUGCCACCAGCAUCAAUCAACCCACACCCUCUCCCAAUGACACCAGAUCAGCGGCAAGAGGAAGUGUCCGCUUUUAGUCCUGAUACACCACUAGACAUGUCUGACAGUGGGUAUGGUACUCGGGAGUCCGGCUAUUCGCUAUCCAGUUACCCCGAGAGCAAGGACGAAGAUUCCUAUAGCGACCCCGGGUCUCUGACAUCCGACAGUGUCACGUCAACAGUCGUCGGCGAGAGGCCGGAUACCGCGCAGGGAGAGCGCACCAAGUCACCCCGGCCAGAGAUUCGUUCGGGCAGCGUAAGCCCGCAAGCAUUAUCACCAGCCAAAAGUUCAUCAGGUCGAAGAUCCCCUCUAUCUGACAAAGAGGCGCCUGAGAGAUCCAAGUUAAUGGAUCAUAAGUGGACACUGGAUGAUCACGAGUGGACUCUAGACGAGCUGGAUCACUUUGUCAAAGACUUCCCUCGCAAUAUGCUCCGACUCACAUCGCCUGUCAUCCUCUUUCUCCGCAGAAGCGAUGAGAAAGACUUCCUCCGCCCAUUCCGAACCAUCUUCCCCAACGUCUCAGAGAACAUCUUAGAUGGGCUCUGCGCGGCCCUCAUUGCUCGGAAUUAUCUCUUUUCACUAUCUAAUCUUCACCGUCACAAACCUACUCUCUCCUCGCGAACUGAUACCUAUGCCCUCGAUGCCAUUCCUACGAAGGCUUAUAGCACACUUGGUAUCCAGAUUCCUCAUUCGUCCCCUGGUCGUUCGAAGGACCGAAGUCUCGGUACUCGCAGCAGCGAUCUGCGUCGGGAAGUUGAAAAAAUUGUUGACAAUCUUUUAUUCGCCAUCCGCGGCCGGUCUGAUGAUACCCUCAAAUCUGCCGUCGAAGUUCUUGCACAAGUUCUCGAAGUACAUGCCAGCUAA